AUGGCGCCCGCAGGACCUAAAACCACAGCGGCACGGAAACGCACCCGCAAAAGAAAGCGCCGCGACGUCUCAUCGUCCUCAGAAUCAUCCUCAUCCGACGACUCAUCCGACGAGUCUGAUGGGUCCCAGAAGCAGACCGUCGUACGCGUCUCCGUGAAGUCGAAGGCCGGAAAGGCGGCACAACCAAAGCCUGCGGCGCCGAGCGAGUCCGAAUCCUCGUCUUCCUCAUCCGACUCUGAGUCCGACUCGGAUGCUGAGCCUGCGAGAGCGGGAUCAUCAAAAGCUGGUCAGGCCUCGGCACCUACUCCUUCAAAACCAGCACGACGACCGUCGUCACCCACACCUCCUCCUACGGCCGUUCCGUCCUUCUUGCCGGGAAAAGGCGCGGCAGAUGAGGAGAAACAGAAUGAGCAGGUCCUGAAGGAGCGCUUCAGGAAGUUCUGGAUGGCGUCUGUCGCGGAUGGCUUCAAGGAGGACCUCGAGGAGAUUCGCAAACAAGAGCCAAAUCUCACGACGUCGCGUCUGGCGAUGCUCAUCGACUCAUUAGCGGCAGGCGGAGACGUCUUCGCGUCUGCACGCGUAGAGCCCGACAGCGGUAUGGCAGAGAUGGAGAUUGUACUCGAGCAUAAUACAUGA
Messenger RNA from Trametes versicolor FP-101664 SS1, 636 nucleotides. RefSeq lists its product as uncharacterized. Lineage: Eukaryota; Fungi; Basidiomycota; Agaricomycetes; Polyporales; Polyporaceae. Bases 1 to 636 code for a protein of 211 amino acids. The record is from RefSeq and is a predicted model, not a curated record. Gene Ontology annotation, biological process: ribosomal large subunit assembly. The transcript has 2 exons. Gene Ontology annotation, cellular component: preribosome, large subunit precursor.